AUGGUCGCCAUCAACCUCACUAUCCUCUACCCCAACAACGACGACAUCAAGUUCAACUUUGAGUACUUUGUCGGCACUCACGUCCCCAAGCUCACUGCCGCCCUCAAGGACCUCGGCCUCGUCGGCUGGGAGGUCGUCAAGUACUCCCACGGCGCCGACGGCGGUGUCCCCGCCUACCAGGCCGGUCUGAUCCUCAAGUGGGACGACAAGGAGAAGCUCCAGGCAGCCCGUGAUGGCCCCGUGAAGGCCGAGCUCGUUGCUGAUCUCCCUAACUUCUCCAACCAGAAGCCCACCGUCCUUGCCGGCGGUAUCGUUUCUAGUUCUUAA
Messenger RNA from Clonostachys rhizophaga, 327 nucleotides. Lineage: Eukaryota; Fungi; Ascomycota; Sordariomycetes; Hypocreales; Bionectriaceae. The record is from the annotation of a GenBank genome assembly.